Molecule: messenger RNA, 1587 nt
Organism: Trypanosoma cruzi
Lineage: Eukaryota; Euglenozoa; Kinetoplastea; Trypanosomatida; Trypanosomatidae
Exons: 1
Coding region: 1-1587 (528 amino acids)
Biological process (GO): RNA 3'-end processing
Molecular function (GO): nucleotidyltransferase activity
Source: RefSeq, a predicted model, not a curated record
AUGAGACGAUUUCUGAAAAUUUAUUCGGCACGGGAGGGUGCGAGAAGAUGGAUAGCGUUACCCUGGAAAUCUUCUAUUCCCCCCAUAAACGAUCGUUGUUGGGAAGGUAUUGGGAGUUUUGUUGUUCAACAGGCUCUGACUUCAGAUACAGGUCGUUUGGCGUUUGAAGAAUGCUCUGUUGCCAGACAACAGCUUGAAAAUAUUGUUCAAGCUGCAGGAUAUGAUGCGAAUGUUUUUGUAUUUGGUGGAUUGGUGGUCUUGGGUCUUCUAGAAGUAGGAGGAGAUGUGGAUUUCGUAGGUGUGAUGGACGUUGAGCCUGGAGUUGGGGAAGCAGGUGAAAUUGUUUCUCGUUUAUCGAGGGAAAUGCGGCGUCUUGGCAUGAAAAGUAGUGCGUUAUCAAAAGCUCGUGUUCCUGUUAUAAAGGUAGAUCGAGUAAGUAAACUGCUUCCUGGUACGCCGCUUCAUCACCUUUCGGCCUGUGGAUUGUUUCAAUUUACGCGCCAAUUAAAUGAUAAUGAAACGCAAUCCUUUAAAAAACGGAUGCAAGAGAAUUAUGCAGCCACUCGUGUUGACUGGAACAACAAUCAGCAGUUUGCAACAAUUGAGUUUAAGUCUACAACGGCACUUGUUUCUGCAUUGACACAGGUUCGGCGUCAUGAAGGAAUCGAUAUCCCUUUUCGUCUGCCGGUUGAUCCAAGAAAUGGACCGGAGCUUUACAGGCUUCCCUUUGAUUUUUGUUUCUCAUCUAUCGGUCUAAGGAAUUCUUACCUGUUGAGUAAUACUCUUUCACAUUAUGAAUUUUCCAGGCACUUACUUCUUUUGAUAAAAAAAUGGGGACGUCGUAGCGGGGUUAUUAAUUCGAUGGAUGGUCUUCUUGCGAGUUACGCCCUAACUGUUAUGUGUGCUCAUUUCUUGAUCAAGGUUGGUAAACUACCCAAAGUAUCCACGCUACGUUCCACAGACGAACCACAGCUUCUUCCAUUUUUUCCGGAGUAUCGUCCACUAAAUGAUGGUAAAGGUUUGGAUAUUGCAGAGCUUGGUUUUUUGACUGCAGCCUUUUUUGAGUACUAUGGUCAUAUUUUUGAUUAUGAAAAAAAUGUUGUUUGCACGACGAAUAUGAAUCUUCUUAAGAAAACGAUGCGCUGGGAAAAAUCCCCCGGUUUGGAAACUGGACGACCACCAUUUUUUGAGUUUGCCAUUAAGGAUCCAUAUGGUUUGGAUAAUAUAGGAAGAAACCUUGACAGAGAAGCCACAGAAUACGUUAAAGAUGCUCACAUUGCCGCCCUAAAGUAUAUUCUUGAUGAAAGAAACGACCCCGAGUUCACUAUCAAUAAUAUCACGCAAUCCCCACCACGACCACAAUGGAAAGAUCGCACGUUAGCAUCAAGGGGUAUUGCCUCUUCAAAUUGCUCGCCUGACCAACUAGAGGCUCAUCACAUGCUAAAACGGAUGGAGUUUCAUGAGCGCAGAAAGGCCAUGGAACGAUUUGGUCAACGAACUGUAAGAAGCACAGAGCAGCAGCGUGUUGUAUCAAGCGUUGCUAAUGACGUUCUUGGUUGGAUACGUAGCGACGACUCGCAACAAUAA